GUGCAAAAGAAUUUCCAGCAAGCUGAAAAGGCUGCUGCUCCCGCUGCAACUGAUCUGAUCACCGCCAUUCCUUCCUCAUGUCGACUCAAGCAGCAGUUUUCGCGUUCCUGUUUCCAGGUAACGCGAUGGUCAAUUCGCUGCUAGCUACGGCAUACAUCUCCAUCUUCCCAAAUUUGCUUCUAUACUUCGUUCCCCCGGAUAUCGAUACCUCAUCUCUCAAUACCCUUGUCAGUUUUGCAGUUGGUGGCCUUCUAGGUGAUGUAUUUCUUCAUCUACUCCCCCACGCCUUCCUUGGCGAACACCACGAUGAACAUGUCGAAAUCCACUAUGAUGAACAUAAGAACGUCCUUGUUGGUCUUGGUAUCUUUGCUGGCUUGUUUUUCUUCUUCGUUAUGGACAAAUCAAUGCGUGUAUUUGCUGGCGGAAGCGGCCAUGAUCACUCUCACUCACAUGCACACAAGAAGGAUGACGAUGCUCACGCUCACUCAAAUGAUGUACACCACCACGACCAUUCAGAAUUGAGAGCUCGCAAUGGUGGUAAAGAAACUAAGGAGACCACCGAUGCUGUUGCUGCCACUACCUCUAUAGAUUCCGGUAUCAAACUCAGCGCCUACCUCAAUCUGUUCGCUGAUUUCACUCACAACUUUACCGAUGGCUUGGCCAUGUCCGCUUCAUUCUAUGCCUCACCCAGCGUUGGAGCCACUACUGCCGUCGCUGUCUUCUUCCAUGAGAUCCCUCACGAAGUGGGAGAUUAUGCUAUUCUGAUCCAAUCUGGAUUCUCUAAACAAAAAGCUAUGAUGGCUCAGUUCACAACCGCCAUCGGUGCCUUCCUAGGAACCAUUGCUGGUAUUGCCAUUGAGGAAUUCACAAGAUCUGGAUCGGAUGUUACUGAAAAAUUGGCCUUGUCGCAUGCUGGUAUCCUUGGAACCGAUCUUGGAUGGGGUGAUCUAGUUAUUCCUUUCACUGCUGGUGGUUUCAUGUACAUUGCUACCGUUGGUGUUAUUCCUGAAUUGCUCGAAGUGACCAAAAAUGUGAAGAAAGAUUUCCGUCAAGCUCUCUCGGAAUUCGCCGCCAUGCUCGUUGGUUUAGCAAUGAUGACAGUUAUUGCCUGGAACGAAGCAUCAGCAUAGAUGUAUUUAAAAAAAUAAAAAAAACAGAGUCACCGUUUUUAUUUUAUAAUGUAAAAUGACGA
Umbelopsis ramanniana AG is the source of this 1192-nucleotide messenger RNA. RefSeq lists its product as uncharacterized. Gene Ontology annotation, biological process: zinc ion transmembrane transport; intracellular zinc ion homeostasis. The coding region runs from base 78 to 1130 and encodes 350 amino acids. Gene Ontology annotation, cellular component: membrane. The record is from RefSeq and is a predicted model, not a curated record. The transcript is spliced from 2 exons. Gene Ontology annotation, molecular function: zinc ion transmembrane transporter activity. Lineage: Eukaryota; Fungi; Mucoromycota; Umbelopsidomycetes; Umbelopsidales; Umbelopsidaceae.